Molecule: messenger RNA, 2686 nt
Organism: Grus americana (Whooping crane)
Lineage: Eukaryota; Metazoa; Chordata; Aves; Gruiformes; Gruidae
Gene: DDX18
Product: DEAD-box helicase 18
Exons: 14
Coding region: 91-2037 (648 amino acids)
Biological process (GO): maturation of LSU-rRNA from tricistronic rRNA transcript (SSU-rRNA, 5.8S rRNA, LSU-rRNA)
Cellular component (GO): nucleolus
Molecular function (GO): RNA helicase activity; ATP binding; nucleic acid binding
Source: RefSeq, a predicted model, not a curated record
CGCGGGCGGCGCAGGGGGGUUCCGGCGGGGCCGGAUGCGCUGUGCUGCCGUCCCCACGUGUGGCCGCCCGGGUGGGGGAAGGCGGCGGAGAUGUCGGUGUCGGUGUCCGUGAGUAACCUGCCCAUGCGGCUGCUCCGCAGGAAGAUCCACAAGCGCAACCUGAAGCUGCGGCAGCGGAACCUGAAGCUGCGGGCGGCCGAGGGGGCAGUGCCUCCGCCAGACGAACCGGUGUCGCAGGGCCCCCCGGGGGAGGAGGAGGAGGAGGCGGCGGCCCCGGAGGUAGAAGCGGUGGCGGCUGGAGCGGGCGCGGAGGCUGCGGAUGCUGCCGGGCCCCGCGGAGGGGAGGAGAAGAAGAGGAAGAAGAAAAAGAGGAAAGCGGCGGCUAAGGUGGAAGAAGAUACAGAAACUAAAAAAGCAAAACCUGAAGAAGAUGCAUCUGUGGAGGUAGAAGAUGAAGAUAAGGAGGAUUCUGGAGAGAAAGAAGUGGAAGAGGAGGGGGAGGAGGAUGAAGUGCCCAGUUUACCACUAGGUGUAACAGGUGCUUUUGAAGACAAUUCUUUUACUUCCCUGGCUGGUGUUGUCAGUGAGAAUACACUGAAAGGCAUAAAUGAUAUGGGGUUUACACACAUGACCGAAAUUCAGCAUAAAAGUAUUAAGCCACUUCUGGAAGGCAGGGAUAUUUUAGCAGCUGCAAAAACGGGCAGUGGCAAAACACUUGCAUUUCUUAUUCCUGCAAUAGAGCUCAUCUACAAGUUAAAAUUCAUGCCUAGAAAUGGAACAGGUGUCAUUAUUCUUUCUCCUACUCGAGAGCUCGCUAUGCAAACCUAUGGAGUUCUUAAAGAACUUAUGAAUCAUCAUGUUCAUACAUAUGGUCUGAUAAUGGGAGGCAGUAACAGAUCAGCAGAAGCACAGAAACUUGGAAAUGGAAUCAACAUCAUUGUAGCAACACCAGGAAGACUGCUGGAUCAUAUGCAGAACACUCCGGGUUUCAUGUACAAGAACUUGCAGUGUUUGGUAAUUGAUGAGGCAGAUCGUAUCUUGGAGGUUGGAUUUGAAGAAGAAAUGAAACAGAUCAUAAAACUUCUACCAAAGCGCAGACAGACAAUGCUUUUUUCUGCUACACAAACCAGAAAGGUUGAAGAUCUGGCAAAGAUCUCUCUGAAGAAAGAGCCGCUAUACGUUGGGGUUGAUGAUAACAAGGAGACAGCAACAGUAGAUGGUCUUGAACAGGGGUAUGUAGUGUGUCCAUCUGAAAAAAGAUUCCUUUUGCUCUUCACAUUCCUCAAGAAGAACCGGAAGAAGAAACUAAUGGUAUUUUUUUCUUCAUGUAUGUCAGUGAAGUACCACUAUGAAUUACUCAACUAUAUUGAUCUGCCUGUUUUGGCCAUUCAUGGCAAGCAGAAACAAACCAAACGCACUACAACAUUUUUCCAGUUCUGUAAUGCAGAAUCUGGAAUACUGUUGUGCACCGAUGUCGCUGCCAGAGGAUUGGAUAUUCCCGAAGUUGACUGGAUUGUCCAGUAUGACCCUCCAGAUGACCCAAAAGAAUAUAUUCAUCGUGUUGGUAGAACAGCCAGAGGCAUAAAUGGUAGAGGACACGCUCUGCUCAUUUUAAGACCAGAAGAACUGGGCUUUCUUCGUUACCUAAAACAAGCCAGGGUACCCCUAAGUGAAUUUGAAUUUUCUUGGUCAAAAAUUUCAGACAUCCAGUCUCAGCUCGAAAAGCUGAUUGAGAAGAACUACUUCCUUCACAAGUCAGCCCAGGAAGCAUACAAAGCUUAUAUUAGAGCUUAUGACUCCCAUUCUCUGAAGCAGAUCUACAAUGUCAAUAACUUGGAUCUUCCCAAAGUCAGCCUGUCGUUUGGUUUUAAAGUUCCUCCAUUUGUUGACCUCAAUGUGAACAGCAACCAUGGCAGAAGACUCCAGAAAAGAGGUGGAGGUGGAGGAUUCGGUUACCAGAAAUCAAAGAAUGUCCACAAAGCUAAAAUCUUCAAACACAUUAGCAAGAAAUCAGACAGUCGGCAGUUUUCUCGUUAAUCAUAUGUUCAUUAAAAUGGCCCGUGGCAUUGGAAUAGACUACCUUGAUCAAAACCGUCUGGCAGUUACUUCCAAUUUAAACUUCUCUAUUCACAUUUUAGGAGUCUUUAUGGUUUUGUUUCUGGGAACAUCUUUCAUCUUUCAGUUCAAGAAGACCCUUUGGAAGGGACACUAAAGAUGGAAAGGGAGAAUAUGGCUAGCUAAUUUUACCCUACUUGUUGUAAGGAAGAAGAUAGUUGAAUCUUAAGUCAAUACUACAGAGUUUUUUAUUAAAGAAAAAAUAGUUCUAGGUUUUAUAGAAGAAUUUGCUUUACAUUUACCCUUUUUUCUAUGUAAACCUCUGAAAAUUGUUGGACAGAUUACAGUGUGAGAUUAAAAAAACCAAACUUGCUCAGAUGAAUCAUUGCAAGGGUUUUUAGUGCUACAGAACUGCUUUGUCCAUCAAAUAUGCUGAAGAAUAUAGGAAGAUUCCUUUAGAACAGAACAUACCUAUGAAUAGUUAAGGCUGUAUGAGCUUGUGAUUAAUUUCAGUUGUAUCUGUAUAACAAGUACAGUGUCCAAGAUUUAAGAAAAAAAAAAUCUUAUACCACAUCUGGGACAUUCUUAAUACUGUUUCUUUUAAUGUUGUGAUAAAAUGGUAACAUUCUAG